AUGGAUGAUAAGAUAGCUAAAUGUGAUGAUGUCUUGAAGGGUGAGAUCGGUUUCGCCACUCUUCCCGAACACGUUCACCGAAAGUCCGCCAAAAAGGGCUUUGACUUCACGAUUAUGGUGGUCGGUGAGUCAGGUCUGGGCAAAUCAACUCUAGUGAACUGUCUCUUUUUGGCCGAUCUCUAUAAACAACGCAAACAAUUCAGUGUUGAGAAGCUGUUGGAGAGGACUGUAGUUAUCGAUAAGAAACAGCUGGACAUCAUCGAGAAGGGCAUCAAACUGAGGGUCACUAUUGUGGACACUCCUGGAUAUGGAGACUCACUGGAUCUGAACGACAGCUUCCAAGCCGUCGAGAACUAUAUCGACCAACAGUUCGACCAAUACUUUAAGGACGAGUCCGGACUCAACCGCAAGAAUAUUGCCGACAAUAGAGUCCAUUGCUGUCUCUAUUUUAUCUCUCCAUUCGGAAGGGGUUUAUCUCAACUCGACAUUCAGUUUAUGAAACGAUUGCAUAAAAAGAUAAAUAUAGUGCCCAUCGUUGCGAAGGCAGACUCUCUCACACCUAAUGAAAUGCAUGCCAUCAAGAAGAAGAUCUUAAGAGAGUUUGAUGAGCACGGGAUCAGUAUUUUCCGAAUUCCCGAAUGCGAUAGCGAUGAAGACGAUCAGUUCAGACGCAAAGACCAGGAAAUUAAGGAAAGCAUUCCAUUCGCUAUUAUCGGAAGCACUCAAACCAUUGAACACCAGGGCAGAAAAAUCAGAGGACGAGAAUAUCAAUGGGGUGUUGUCGACAUUCAGGACGAAAAGUACAGCGAUUUCAUUAAAUUGAGAACAUUUUUGAGUCUUCAUAUGCAAGACCUAAAGGACGUGACCAGUGAUGUACUCUAUGAAAACUAUAGGGCCCAACAUUUGGCUAAAUUGAGUCAACAACAGGAUUGCAAUAGUGCUGGGUGGGUUUAUGUUGUGUAUGUGUGCGGGUCUAAGUCGCAAUCAUACCAACACUGGACGCAAUACAAGACAUCCCAAUCAUUUGCAUCCCUCACCCAUAUUCAUGAAUACAUCUAA
Oppiella nova is the source of this 1059-nucleotide messenger RNA. NCBI's taxonomy places the organism in Eukaryota, Metazoa, Arthropoda, Arachnida, Sarcoptiformes, Oppiidae. The record is from the annotation of a GenBank genome assembly.